AUGAAUAUAAUUCAAUGGCAGUUGAGUUAGCUUCGAAUAUAUAAAAAGGUGGAUAGAAGUUGAUAAGAUACAAAUUGCAUAAUAUGACUUGUAAUAAACUACACUUCUCUUAAUAUUAUGUUUUCAAUGAAGAAGCAUACAAAUAUUACAAUGCAAGUACUUCUCAGUACUAUUUUGUUGGUGACAAUCAUUGCAUACGCAUGUGGUGCAGCUAUUAAAGAUGAACAACCAAAUAAUAGUAAAUCAAAAUCAUUUUCUUUUGUAAUUAAUGAAGACGGUAGUAUUAAUCGCACUGACAACAACAAUACAUUAGGAGGAAGUUGGAAUUGGAGUACUGGAAAUGGAUCAACUGGAGGUAAUGGUAGUUGGCACGGCGGUGGAGGAGGUGGCUGGAGCAAUGAUGGAAAUUGGCACGGAGGUGGGGGUGGAGAUUGGGGAGCUAAUGGUGGAGGAGGUUUUGGCGGAGGCGGCUUUGGAGGAGGUGGUUUUGGAGGUGGCGGAUUUGGCAAUAAUAGAGGAGAGGAAGGCAAUGGUUUAGGCAAUGCUUUAGGUGGAAUUGCUGACUGGUUUAGACCACCGCGACUUAGGGGAUUUGGUGACUUUAGAAUAGGACCACUUCGUGCUUCAGCGUUCUUAGGCAACCAGAAUGAUGAUAGUGAUUCUUCAGAGGAAUAAAUCCCAAACGCAUAUAAUCAUUUAUUUUAUGAUUAUUUAUAAACAAUAAAAAUGUAAUUCGCAAUUAAUAUACAUCUUUAUUAAUUUAA
This is a messenger RNA of Leptopilina boulardi, 764 nucleotides long. Its product is annotated as heterogeneous nuclear ribonucleoprotein A3 homolog 1-like. The transcript has 3 exons. The coding region runs from base 118 to 675 and encodes 185 amino acids. Lineage: Eukaryota; Metazoa; Arthropoda; Insecta; Hymenoptera; Figitidae. The record is from RefSeq and is a predicted model, not a curated record.